Doryrhamphus excisus (bluestripe pipefish) is the source of this 2036-nucleotide messenger RNA. It is a transcript of the gene borcs7, whose product is annotated as BLOC-1 related complex subunit 7. The record is from RefSeq and is a predicted model, not a curated record. Gene Ontology annotation, cellular component: BORC complex. NCBI's taxonomy places the organism in Eukaryota, Metazoa, Chordata, Actinopteri, Syngnathiformes, Syngnathidae.
AUCACUGUGGGACAAUUAUUUUUUAUUUAGGACACUCACACAACUCCGUAUAAAUCGCCUUCCGGAAACAUUUAAAAAUUUAACACAAUAUGACAUUAUAAUGUAGAAAUUGAAAAUGGAUAAGAUAAAAGCUCUUGGCCUUGCUAUUUGUGCGGCAGACGCGCUCCGGACUGUUUUGUCCCCAUUCGCGUUCCGUUGUUAGCCGGCGGAAAGUAAAAUGGCGUCAGCUGAAUCCCAGGCUCGGUUCGGUCAGUCCGUUAAAGGAUUAUUAUCCGAUAAAGUGGGUUCCUGCAGCGCAGACGUGAUAGCACUGACGCGGCAGGUGCUCAAAAUAUCCCGCAGCCAAGAGCUUCUAGGCCAAGCAGCCAGAAAUAUGGUCAUUCAAGAGGAUGCCAUCUUGCAUUCAGAAGAUAGCCUGAGAAAAAUGUCCAUAAUAACGACACAUUUACAAUACCAACAAGAGGCCAUCCAGAAGAAUGUGGAGCAUUCGAAAAACCUGCAGGAUCAGCUGAGACAUCUUCUCAAGUGACCACCCAACAAGUUUCUCUACCUACGCCACGGCUUUGGCCAUCGAUUGUAGCCAGGAGGCGAGGGGAUUGUUUGUUUUCGUGUGCAUAGUCGUAUAAAAAUACAAUGACUGAAAAAGCAGCAUGUAUAUAUGUGUAUAUUUUUUUUUUAGGGCUGUCAAAGUUAACGCAUUAAUGAUGCAUUAACAGAAGUGUCUUUUAACAGCGGCCAUUUUUUGGACACGCGAUUAAUGUGCGCUCCUCCUGUUGGACCCUCGGCCCACACGGGGUGAACACCUCUGUCUUUCACCCAAAGACGUGACAAGGAGCAUUUGGUUUAUUGAUAAUAUGGGACUUUUUGCUGUUAGCUGCUGGGGGGACAACUCAUUGUAAUGAGCGGCAAUGAUGAAAAACAUACUUUGGUUGUAAACUUUCCAAUAUCUACUCCAGUUUUCUGAUGUGGUUCUAGAAGUGUAAUGUGUAAUUAAUGCCAGUAUUUAUUGUCACUUAUAACAUUGUGGUAUAAUGUGGUGGGAGUAUAAAAGAACAGAGAAAGGGAGUAAAAAAAAUAUUCCAGAGCUUCCUUCUGGUUUUUUGUCUUUAUCACAUGGGCGUGGUUUGAUAGAAAUGUAAGAAAAUAGUCUGCAUUCUGAUGUUAUCAAAAGUCUUAAUUUGAGUAUAUUUCCUAAAACAAGAUGAGUCAUCAUUUAUAAAUAACAGCAGUAAGAUGUUAAAUGAAGUGUUUUCAUAUAAAUAAUUGAGUCAUAUGACAUACAACUCAAAACAAGAAGUUUUCAAGUCCCUCUGACUUAACAUUUUCAAGCUCUAUUAUCGAUGAAAGGUUCUUAAUGUCUCACUGAAAAUGACUUUUUAGGUGAUUUUGUCUUAUAGCAAAGGGGAUCAUUAUGCUCAUUUUCAGCCCUUUGUAUAGAGUUGUGGACUCCUAUAGAGCAGCUACGCACAAUAACUUGCACAGAAAGUUUUCUAGAGCUACCAGAAGGUCUAUGCUGGUCCACCAGCAUAAUUUCCAUACUGGUCUCUGCUGUUUUUUCAUCAAAGAAGUUACCUUGAAAAUGCAUAAUAGACACAGGCUUUCCAGAUAGAUUAUAUAUGUGAUAGAUUGCUUUGAACAAAAAUAGGAAGCCCCGCUUUCGCUGGGCAUCAAAAAAUUGAAUAAAACUCUUGCUGUUCCUCCCCACGGAAAUCUUUAGUAAAAGGCGAAAGAUUUAUACGAUCUGAAGAGAAACAAGAGUGUACUGUGGAAAUGCCGGUGCCGUGGUCACCCCAUUCUGACACCUACAAGUGUUAGUGACGGUGCAGACAAAAACUAUGUCACUUGAUUUAAGAAGCAGCACACAAUGCAGGCGUUGAGUGAGCUGACUUGUUAAACAGCGCCCUCUGUUGGAUCUACAAUGCAGCACACGACACCAUUUCGUUUUGAAUAGUAAAAUAGUUAGUUUCCUGUUAUUAGUCAUCUUUCACUGUAUUGUAAAUAAACAUUGUACCCCCUCAUAUUUGCAAUGUCAUUUA